UAGAGUAAAUUUUCCAUAAACUAAUAACAACACCGAGUCAAUUCAGAAUUCAGAACUCACAUCACAGUCUACAUAGAUCCUAAACCUUCUCCACAGCACAGGUAGAGAAAAUGAGAGCAUUGUUGAGGAAGGUAGCCAAGGCUGCUGCUGCACCGGUGGCCUUCAGUGGGCAUUCCAAGUCAAAUUUUGCAAACCCUAUUCGUUUCCCCUUUGGAGCUAUUGCAGCCGUUACUGGUUGCGUCUCCUAUUAUUACUCCUAUUCUUCUCCUAAUAAUUUGGUGUACUUAGAGCAAAUCAAUGAAGAUUCUGGUCAAAAAGCUGCUCUAAAUCCUGAUAAAUGGAUUGAAUUUAAGCUGCAAGAUCGAGCACCAGUUAGCCACAAUAGUCAUCUCUUCAGGUUUUCGUUUGAUCCUUCUGCAAAGUUAGGUCUUGAUAUUGCAUCUUGCAUUCUUACGAGGGCACCAAUGGGAGAAAAUGCUGAAGGAAAACCAAAAUACUGCAUUCGGCCUUAUACUCCUAUAUCUGAUCCAGAAGCCAAUGGAUACUUUGAUCUGUUAAUUAAGGUUUAUCCAGAAGGGAAAAUGAGCCAGCAUUUUGCAAGCUUAAAACCGGGCGAUGUACUUGCAGUGAAAGGGCCCAUUGAGAAAUUGCGUUACAGUCCAAACAUGAAGAAACAUAUAGGCAUGAUUGCAGGGGGCAGUGGCAUCACUCCAAUGCUCCAGGUGAUAGAGGCCAUUCUUAAGAACCCUGAUGAUAAUACUCAGGUCUCGUUGGUUUAUGCUAAUGUGUCACCUGAUGACAUACUGCUAAAGAAGAAACUUGAUGUACUUGCAGCCACCCACCUGAAUCUCAAGGUAUUUUACACUGUAGAUAAUCCAACCAAUGAUUGGAGAGGCGGUAUAGGUUACGUAUCGAAGGACAUGGUUGUGAAAGGACUACCUCUGCCUGGUGAUGAUACACUUAUCCUUGUAUGUGGCCCUCCUGGGAUGAUAAAACAUUUAUCUGGCGAAAAGCCAAAUCCACGUGAGCAAGGCGAGUUAACUGGACUACUCAAGGAUGUGGGCUUCACAAAAAACAUGGUUUACAAAUUUUAAUGAGUUUGUUAACGUUAUGUUCCAUUGCCUUCUAUUGAAUAAAAACCUUUUCUUUGGAAAAAAGCACAAUCUUCUACAACAUAAAGCGACGGUUUGGCGUUCAUGAUGUUUCCCGCAGGUCCUUGUAUAGAUUGUCUGAAGUGAGAAAUUUUUGGAACAUCUAGAAAAUAAUUCUAGGGCGAACAUUAAAAAACUUUAUAUCUGUCCACACUUACUGACCUAGUAGUAACUGAAUUUAUGGAGGUAAAUCUCUCUUUUAUAUCA
Messenger RNA from Lycium barbarum (goji berry), 1358 nucleotides. RefSeq names its product NADH-cytochrome b5 reductase-like protein. The record is from RefSeq and is a predicted model, not a curated record. Gene Ontology annotation, molecular function: cytochrome-b5 reductase activity, acting on NAD(P)H. The transcript is spliced from 13 exons. Lineage: Eukaryota; Viridiplantae; Streptophyta; Magnoliopsida; Solanales; Solanaceae. Bases 111 to 1094 code for a protein of 327 amino acids.